This is a messenger RNA of Micropterus dolomieu (smallmouth bass), 4346 nucleotides long. RefSeq names its product BOC cell adhesion associated, oncogene regulated (gene boc). Lineage: Eukaryota; Metazoa; Chordata; Actinopteri; Centrarchiformes; Centrarchidae. The coding region runs from base 249 to 3404 and encodes 1051 amino acids. Gene Ontology annotation, molecular function: protein binding. Gene Ontology annotation, cellular component: axon; plasma membrane. The record is from RefSeq and is a predicted model, not a curated record. Gene Ontology annotation, biological process: nervous system development; axon guidance; cell-cell adhesion. The transcript has 18 exons.
GAGCUCAGUCAUCCAAAAACGGCCUUUCAGUGUGAGAACUUGGGGAGCCGAAGAAAAUGUCGGUGGCAUCGCAGUAAAUUACUAAAGGAGCGAGGCUUUAGAGGGAAAAGAGAAGCAAAAACUUUUAUAUUUUGGGGACUAAAACGUACAGCAGAAGAGAAACGAAGAGGAGAUCGGCUGGUUAAAACGAGGUGUGAGCACCAACUACAGCAGUUUUGGUGUGUGUUUCAGGAGGUAGUGUAUGGAAGAUGUCUGGAAAGCGAGACUGGACUCCGUGGAUGAAAAAGAGAAGAGCUCCUGUGUUGUGCGCUCUGGGUGCAGUACUGCUGUGCUGCCUGCAGAGCGGUGCCUCUCUCCCUGACGAGGUGCCAGUGUUCACUGAAGAGCCCAUGUCCGUGGUGCAGAAGCUGGGUGGCAGCGUGAAUCUGCGCUGCAGCGUCCGACCCGCCUCGGCCAACAUCAGCUGGCGCCUCAACGGCCAGGAGUUCCUGGAUGGAGAUUUGGGUGUAGUGCUGGGGCCCAAUAGCCUGUACAUCCCCACACUCUCCAACCUGACUCUGGGCAGAUACCAGUGUGUGGCCAGCACCAGCGCAGGAGCUUUGGCGAGUGUGCCUGCUAACGUCACUGCUGCCAAGCUGCGGGACUUUGAGCAUGAUGACCAGCAGGAGAUCGAGGUGGACGAAGGCAACACGGCUGUGAUUGAAUGUCACCUGCCUGAAAGCCAGCCCAAGGCUCAGGUCCGCUACAGUGUCAAACAGGAGUGGCUGGAAACAUCCAAAGGGAACUACCUCAUCAUGCCGUCAGGGAACCUGCAGAUAGCCAACGCCACGCAGGACGAUGAGGGGCCAUACAAGUGUGCUGCCUAUAACCCCGUCACUCAGGAGGUCAAAACAUCGACCUCCGCAGACCGCCUGCGCAUACGCCGCUCCACCUCGGAAGCAGCUCGGAUCAUUUACCCACCAGCGUCUCGUUCCAUCAUGGUGACCAAAGGCCAGCGGCUGGUGUUAGAGUGCGUGGCCAGCGGCAUCCCCACUCCGCAGGUCAUAUGGGCAAAAGAUGGGCAGAACCUGCAUUCCCAUAACAACACUCGCUUCCUGCUCAGCAACCUGCUGAUUGACGCGGUGGGCGAGGGCGACUCGGGCACUUACAUUUGCAGAGCAGACAACGGCAUCGGCUCUGCCAGCUCUGCAAUGGUGCUUUAUGACGUACAAGUGUUUGAGCCUCCUCAGGUGACGGUGGAGCUGCAGCAGCAGGAGGUCGUGUACGGAGAGACGGUGCGCUUCACCUGCCAGGCCCGUGGUAAACCCACUCCCUCAGUGAUGUGGCUUCACAAUGCCCGUCCGCUCUCCCCGUCUCCUCGCCACCGCCUGACCUCGCGGAUGCUGCGUGUCUCCAACGUGGGCCCUCAGGAUGAUGGACUGUACCAAUGCAUGGCUGAGAACGGGGUGGGCAGCUCACAGGCCUCCGCUCGCCUCAUCACGGUUUCCACCGGAAUUUCAUCCAGGGUGAAGCUGCCCUCAAUCUAUCGGCCGCUCAGCCCAGACAAGGUGCUAAGAGAGCAGCCGCCUGUGAGGCCUGCAGCUACGGGUGCCAUGUUGCCUCUGGACUGCUCAGAGCUGCCAGGACAGAUCCUGCCUGCAGAAGCUCCCAUCAUCCUCAGCCAGCCGCGCACAGGCAAGGCUGACUACUAUGAACUCACAUGGAGGCCGCGGCAUGAGCGAGGCAUCCCUGUGCUGGAGUAUAUGGUCAAAUACAGAAAGGUGGGAGACCCUCUAGCAGACUGGACCUCCAGCAGUAUCUCAGGCUCUCUCCAUAAGCUGACUCUGGCCAAGCUGCAGCCAGACAGCCUGUAUGAGGUGGAGAUGACUGCCAAAAACUGUGGAGGUUUAGGACAACCUGCCAUGAUGACCUUCAGAACUGGCAAAGUUCGUAAAGGGCAAAUUGACCCACCCAAAACUCCUGCUGUUCCAUCACCAAGCCUCUCUCCUCCCGAAGCCCCCGACAAGCCCACAGUCUCCACUGCAACAGAAACGUCUGCAUACGUGACUUGGAUUCCUCGCGGUAACCGUGGCUUUCCCAUCCAGUCAUUUCGGGUGGAGUACAAGAAGGUGAAGAAGGCAGGAGAGGACUGGGUGACAGCGGUGGAAAACAUCCCCCCGUCGCGACUCUCUGUGGAGAUCACGGGCCUGGAGAAAGGUACGUCCUAUAAGUUUCGUGUUGUGGCUGUGAAUGUAAUCGGUUCCAGUCCUCCCAGUGCUCCUUCGAAGGCAUACACAGUGGUGGGUGGGAGAACCCAUGAACGCCCUGUUGAUGGACCCUACAUCACCUACAAUGAAGCCAUCAAUGAGACUACCAUCAUUCUCAAAUGGACGUACACUCCCGUCAACAACACACCCAUCUACGGUUUCUACAUCUACUACCGGCCAACAGACAGCGAUAAUGAUAGUGACUAUAAGAAGGAUGUGGUGGAGGGAGACAGAUACUGGCAUUCGAUCACUGACCUCCAGCCUGAGACCGCCUACGACAUCAAGAUGCAGAGCUUCAACGAGAAGGGAGAGAGUGAAUUUGGCAAUGUGGUGAUCCUUGAAACGAAAGCUCGCCCUCAUCACCAGCGGCCUACUCCAUCAGACACCCCGGACCAUGGGUUGACACACCCCGGCGGGCUCGUGCCUCGGCCCGGUGAUCUACCCUACCUCAUAGUUGGUGUUGUCCUGGGAGCCUUCGUCUUCAUCAUUGUUGCCUUCAUCCCCUUCUGCCUUUGGAGGGCUUGGGCCAAACAGAAGCAAGCGUCCGACUUGUGUUUUCCUGCCGUGGCCGCCCCCUUGUCGUCAUGCCAGUACACCAUGGUUCCCCUUCAGGGGCUUGCCCUGGUUGGCCACUGCCCGCUGGACGGCCACAUGACGGUUCCACAUGGCGUCUACCCUGCUAAUGGAGAAUACACUCCGAACGGAAAACCUCACCACCCCACACACUGCCUGCCAGGGCUGCAGCAGGAUGAGGUGGACUGUGAUAUGGAGUGUGACUCGCUGUUGCCACAGACGGUGUCUAAUGGACAUCUGCCCGUUUACCACUACUCCUCCAGUAGUCCAGAUCAUCUUGACCAGAGUUGCUGUCCUCCUGAUAACUCCACUCUUCAGCUCCUCGACUCUUCCCAUCAGCACUGCAGUUUACAGGAACUGGGACAUGAUGGUAACUUCUGUGGUGGAGAUAAAUCAGAGGAUGGCAUCACUCACAAGCCAGCGUCCUUCCCUCUUCUCUCUCUAGAAGACGAAGGGAUUUUCACCACACCAUCCUCAGCAGCCACAACACCACAAUCCCAAGAUACAACAGUACAGGAAGUGAACGUCCUCUCAAAUGAAGCCUCCCCUGAGGGGAAAAGGACAGCCAACAGAACAGAUGUAUAAGAGACUGCUACACAGAAGAAAACGAGAGAAAAUAUUUAUUUUUGUAUCACAGAUAUUUAUAUAUUUAUGCUUUUGUACAUAAGUGUCUGAUUAUACUGUAUAUAAGGUUAUUUUCAUAUUGAAAAGGACUCUUUAUUAAUACAUUGUCAUGGAGAAAGGAAUACCAUGUUGUGAUGCUGAAGUCUUUUUACAUUUCUUUGGGAGGGAAACAAGUUUGAGACAUUAUUCCUCAUGUGAAGAUCAUCCAGGGGACCUUUUUUUUUUUUUUUUUUUUUUAAAAUCUGCAGGGGAUUUCUCUCAGUUCAGCGCUUCAUGUCUAGACCCUCUUCACUCCUCGCUUCAUUACUCGUGGAUAUCCCCAACCCUAAAUGUUUGGACCAUAGGUACUUAGCUUUGCAUACAACAGAAAAAAAGGACCAUUCAAACCAGUCUAAUGCUGUAAUUAUGAGGUGCUUCAUUUGCUUUGUCACGUUUUCAGAAUACGUCAUUUUCUAUAGCAGUAACUCAUGUAUUAUGCAUUGUUCAUCAUUAACGAACUAUUAACAAGUGUAUGCAACAUAAAUCAUUGUUAGUGUAGUGUAUGAGAUUAUAUAUUGUAUAGUUAUUUAUUUUUUUUGGUGUUUUUUUUUUUUUUUUUUAAAUCACUGAAUGGGAGAGAUUCUGGAAAAUAUCUUAAACUCUGAUAAGCUGAACUUUAUACUGCAACCACUUCCGUUGUUUACUCAUUUGCUGGUUACCAAAUGACUGCCAGGUGAGGGCGCUGUGACAGGUGUGACAGUAUUAUUCCUCCCUCACAGGUGCAUAAGUAUUAGUCUUUGCCAGAGACACCCGCAAUCAAAAUGAAGGACAUCCUGAAUCUACACUCCCCCUUGUAAGUGUAGCCAUUGUGUGGUUGCAUAUGCUGGAGCACUAUCGCAUGUAAAUAAAAGCUUAUGAAAUUGA